Haliotis rubra (blacklip abalone) is the source of this 930-nucleotide messenger RNA. RefSeq names its product heme-binding protein 2-like. The record is from RefSeq and is a predicted model, not a curated record. The transcript is spliced from 4 exons. NCBI's taxonomy places the organism in Eukaryota, Metazoa, Mollusca, Gastropoda, Lepetellida, Haliotidae. Bases 10 to 615 code for a protein of 201 amino acids.
AAAAUCACGAUGAAGUGCGGAAUAGUUUUUGUUCUUAUGGCAACCUGCGUGGGUGCCUUGCCGCAUACUUCCGUAUCGUGUGAUAGGAGUGACUGCGCAACCUUCGAGGUCAUUCGGGAGGGAGAGGGGUUCCAACUGCGGCGGUACGGACCAUCCAAGUGGGUGAGUGCACGAGGUGUGGUCACUAGGGGCAACUGGUUGGCGGUCAAGAGGUCGCUGUUUCUGAAGCUGUAUGACUACAUCCAUGGAGCGAAUGACCAAAGUAUCGGAAUCCCCAUGACCGCACCAGUGGUGACCAGGGUUGAACCAGAAACUCCAGUAUUUCAACAUGGGUCUCUGACUAUGUUCUUUAUGGUGCCAUUCACCAUGCAAGAGAAUACGCCCAAUCCCCUUGGCCUUGACCUUACCAUCGUUGAAUGGCCUGCAAAGGAGGUGUACGUCAGGCAUUUUGACGGCUUUGCUCGCAGGGAACAAACUCUCACCCAGUUGUCCCAGUUGAGAAGUGCCAUUGGCGACCCCACACUGUACGACAACAGCUACUUCUAUAAGGCCGAGUUUGACCCACCCAGCAGGAGAGCUAACAGGCAUAAUGAGGUGUGGCUGGCAAAGAACUAGGCCACCGCCACAGCUUCAGCCCCGCCCGUGGCUAGUAACCGACUGGAAGAUAGUAAUGAAAAACACACUUGUGUGUCUUGCACACAUCACUUGUCCAUUGCUUUCGUCACCUGAUCAAAGAAGUCUGUAGUACCAGUUAACUGGCGUUUUUCCAAAUUUGAUAAUUAUUGAUUUAUAUGACUUUUGGAGACGCGUACAGUUAGAUUUAUCCCUAUGUGAUGUUAGCUACCACUGAAUCAGCGAGAAAUACUUGUUGUAUUAAUAAUUUAUGUGUCACAUUUGUAGGAAAUGUUCAUGAAUAAACAUUUGAAAGAA